Messenger RNA from Electrophorus electricus (electric eel), 1816 nucleotides. It is a transcript of the gene msx3, whose product is annotated as muscle segment homeobox 3. Gene Ontology annotation, cellular component: nucleus. Gene Ontology annotation, molecular function: DNA-binding transcription factor activity, RNA polymerase II-specific; RNA polymerase II transcription regulatory region sequence-specific DNA binding. Gene Ontology annotation, biological process: regulation of transcription by RNA polymerase II; embryonic morphogenesis. The record is from RefSeq and is a predicted model, not a curated record. Lineage: Eukaryota; Metazoa; Chordata; Actinopteri; Gymnotiformes; Gymnotidae.
CAUACGUCGCAGAGGUGCGACGACUGAGAGGAAACGCGAGCCCAAGUAAAUUCAGAGGGCCAGACAUCUGGAAGCUGUAUAUGGCCCCUUUACCAUCCAUGAUGAGUUCUAUUCAAGGACCACUUUCCCAAGACGGUGAAGUGCAGAAGCGCGCAAAUGCGGACAAAGAGGAGACUCAAAUCAACGACAAAGCGACUGUCCAUGGAUGUAAAAGCAAGGCUUUCAGUCUUCCUUUCAGCGUGGAAUCUUUGAUAUCAGACAGAAUGACGUCCAGGACUUCUUAUUCCGCGCCCGAAACAGGUCUGAUAUCCCCUUCGACUGGGGCUGACGAGCGGUUGCGUCUCUCGCCUAUGGGUCUUUACGCAGAUAGAAAAAUACCACUGGAGAGUGUUUCAAACUUAUCUGUCGGUAAAAUAAGAGAAAAGGAAGAGCCUAAUGAAAAGAAGCAGACCGGAUGGUUUCAGACACCAUCGUACGCCUCUCCGCCACGACACUCAAGCCCAUCUCCUUGCACCCUCAGAAAACACAAGAACAACAGAAAACCGAGGACUCCUUUUACCACCUCACAGUUGCUGGCUUUGGAGAGAAAGUUCCGUCAAAAACAGUAUCUUUCUAUAGCAGAAAGAGCUGAAUUUUCCAAUUCGCUUAAUUUAACAGAGACUCAAGUGAAAAUAUGGUUUCAGAACAGAAGAGCUAAAGCAAAGAGACUCCAAGAAGCAGAGUUAGAGAAACUAAAACUUGCAUCCAAGCCUCUGCUACCGGCUUUCGCAUUUCCUUUCCAGUUGGGAACACACGUCGGCUCCCCGUCCCUUUACGGACACACAACGUCUAUUCCUCGCCCUUCACUACCGGUUCCAGGACUUUUUGGUGGACCCGUUACCUACGGAAUGUAUUAUUUGUCUUAACCGAGUGUGUUCAAUAUAAUUCACUAAAAGAAAAGUAAAAUGGCCCACUUGCUCUUUUGGAAAAUUCAAAGUAAAACAGGCAUAAAACAAUGCCAUGAACAUGUACAUUUUAGCUGACAUUCAUAUAAUAAUUAAGUACAGGAAAGAAAUACUGAAAAUGCAUUGCACUAAUGCGCCCCUUAAAACAAUUUACUACGUCUGUCUGGCGAAAAGAAAAAACGUAAUGACUACAACAGCGGAUUCACUUCAACAUGUUAUCUAGCGACAGUCUCUGGUAGCCAAAUAAUGUACAAUAUGCCACACCUCGAUAAAGCUAGUUCCCAAAUAACUGCUCAAACGGUAACAUUUUCAACGAACACGUGUUAAGGCUACAAUCUAAAUUUAAGUCAAGGCUACAAGCCUAAAAGUCAGACAUUUAAGAGGCACCUCUGACAUGGAUUUUUAACAAAAAUAUUUUAAAAAUAAAUAAAACAUAUUAAAUAGCUAAAUACGGCACCUCUCAACGUCUAAUUCGCAUUGCUUUGAGAAGCUUGCUGGCGUUAUGUCGGGAAUAUGCUACCUCGCCACUUGUUAAAAAGAUCCGAAGUUUGAAGCGAAUAGACUACACUUUGCAGGCUGCCAUUUCCUCUUGAUUAACCUUGGUCCAAGAAUGAUGUUUGCAUUAGAUUUCAUUUAGCCAUACCUUUAGGUACAUGUUGUAGUAUGAUAGAAUAUAAAAUUAACCUCUCAGAUUUUUAUAAUUGUAAAUAAGCGUAUAUAUUAGCGUGCGGAUAUUUUCAACCACCUCUGAAAUUAGACAUUCAGAUAUUUAUACAUUACGUUUACAUUUAUCUUCUGUAAAUUAUUGUAUAUAUGUACAUAAAAAUUAGAAAAAAACUUUUGUACUGAAAAAUAAAAAAAAUUGAAUCAAG